This is a messenger RNA of Polychytrium aggregatum, 856 nucleotides long. RefSeq lists its product as uncharacterized. The record is from RefSeq and is a predicted model, not a curated record. Bases 30 to 758 code for a protein of 242 amino acids. NCBI's taxonomy places the organism in Eukaryota, Fungi, Chytridiomycota, Chytridiomycetes, Polychytriales. The transcript has 3 exons. Gene Ontology annotation, molecular function: protein binding.
CUCUGUACACGAUACCCACGUUGGACGACAUGUUUGUGCAGGACAGGGAUCUGGCACUCUGUUGGUUUCUUGCCACCACCAACCCGUUCCGGGAUCCCCGAAACGACUCUGUCCAGCGCAUCGGCAGUAGCGAGAACGACACAUGCGGAUUCGUCGACUACCGCUCCACCUUUAGCCUUGGCUCGUUCACAGGUUUCCCUGGGGACCUCAAUCGAUCCCACCUGUUGUGCUUGGACAGCCCGCAGCUCCCGCGGUAUGUCAAGGGCCCGUGCUGUCGAGCCUUUCUCGCAAGUGUGCUCCAAAACACCACCGCGCAGCUCGGCAACUCCAAAUCGACCGAGCUCUACGAGCACCAGCGCAACAUCGUCAUCACUGCGGCCAGUCUGACCGGGGCCGUGAUGCUCGUCGGCGUGGUCGUCUUUCUGGUGAACAAGUACCGAUCUUCGUGGCGGCGGCUCAAAGAGGUGAGCGUCCAGAAGGCCAGUGCCGAGCUGGCGCUCAUUGAAACCACCAGCCAGCCCGCCCCGGAGGCCUUCACCAAGAAAUGGGUUGUCAUCAAGCCCUAUCAGGCCGUGCGCGAGGACGAGAUCGACCUCCAUGUCGGAGAUAUCGUCGUCCUCAUGAGCGUCUUCAACGACGGUUGGGGCCAUGGCCUCAACGAAACGCAAAACACCGUCGGCACCCUGCCGGUCAUCUCCUUAUCGCCGUACGGACGGAUGCCCUCAACCUCAUCAUGGGCCUCUUCAACCUGUCUAUGAACCCCCCCCCUCAUUUCGAGAAGAAGCGCCCGUAAUCUACCCGUCCCCCAUCAUGUCUACCUCUUGCUGCCAGUUCCAAAAUAGAAUUAUAGAACAUU